This is a messenger RNA of Alternaria atra, 2493 nucleotides long. RefSeq lists its product as uncharacterized. The record is from RefSeq and is a predicted model, not a curated record. Gene Ontology annotation, cellular component: site of double-strand break. Bases 1 to 2493 code for a protein of 830 amino acids. The transcript has 3 exons. Lineage: Eukaryota; Fungi; Ascomycota; Dothideomycetes; Pleosporales; Pleosporaceae. Gene Ontology annotation, biological process: double-strand break repair via homologous recombination; DNA double-strand break processing involved in repair via single-strand annealing. Gene Ontology annotation, molecular function: single-stranded DNA binding; flap-structured DNA binding; double-stranded DNA binding.
AUGGCGGACUUUUCAGCCUGGGUAGAGCAGAACAAAGGGCUCUGGACGCGAGUAUACGAUGAGGUCAUCCAACCUGAUCUAGAGAAAGAGUGGAAGAAGAGGGAAGAGAGGCAUAGGAAAGAGUUAGAGCAGAAGAAACAGGACCAACAGUUACUAUUCGAGCAUCUGAACGACGAGAUCUUGAAAACUGUGCGUCUUGCCAAGGAGAACGCUCAACUAAAGGAACAACUCGAAACUGCUGGGCAGACAGACCCGGACGAUUCUAGGAUUCCUGCUUGGGAUGAAGAGUAUCGCCACCUCGCCGCCAAGAACGAGCAGUUGAAGCAGCGACUCGCGACACUCCAAGAGGCAACUGCACCAUCGCUAGAUGAUAAAGAUGUCAACAAGGACAGGCCGAAAUCUUCCGAAGAGGACCACCGCGAACUUGCCGAAAAAAUCAGCGAGUUGAAUAAAAAAUACCGGGAUGUAUGUCAGAAAGUGAAGUAUCUUGAGAGGAAGAACGCAACGGUCAUGCAAAAAAAUAAAGAAAUGAAAGAAAGCGUGCGCGCAUGGCAAGAGUACGCAGAUCGACAAUUCAGCAAGCAAAAGUCAAAGAACGCGGCCAGAGGUGAGGAUGGCAAGUCACAUAUAGCAGCUACUCGCCUUUUUCCUGAGGAGCGGCCUCACAUGCCCUCCAGUCCAGGCUCCGCAAAUACUGUUCGAACACCUGGAGCGCUCGCCAACCUGGAGCGCUCCUCUCCUGCUCCAAUGGUUCCGCUUGUGGCGACAACGGAUUGGUUGGCAUCUCCGACGACAUUCGGUGGCGAGGCAGCCAGUAGUCUGACCGCAACUAUCACUCCAAAGGCUAGCACCCGAUUGGGAGAUGUUCAGCUACAACAACUUCAAGAUGAUAACGGCACUGGUUUAGGUGUAUCCUCGCACAUUCAACGCAUAAUAUCAGACCACGAAGGCCACCGUUCCGCAAUUCCUAGCUCAAGUCAAACAACAGUGGAUGAGCAUAUCGAGCCAAAAAGCAUAUUCGAGCAAGCUAUAGUCGCUGAAGACGACGAUGACCCAGAAUUUGUUUCUGAGCGGUCACUAAAACGGAAACGAGAUCAGCCAUCAAAGUCAAGAUUUGAGAUAUACGCGGACCAUUCCUCAGAUGGCACGCCGAUAAAGCCCCAUCGAGUUAAAGAAGAGCCGCGCAGUAGUCCUCCAGUUUCUACCUUUAAGAUGACACGGACUGAGACGAUGGAUCUUGACGAUCCUGCGCCCAAUGGGCUCAAAACACCUCGCCAUCCUCGGACACGACUGUCGUAUGAUGCAAAUCCGGCAGAAGCACCUCGUCAGGAGAAGUCUAACAGUGCACCACUUACACAGGCUAUCAAGAAUGAGAACCUAAAUGAUGCUGAUCUGCUUGAUCUCUACGCCGGGAUACGCGAGCCACAGGCCAUGGCAAGCAUCGAGGCACGAGCUUUGAGUGAGCCGGCUGAACCCACUCAAGCAGGAGACGCCGUAUUGAGGACUCUUGACCCGAAUGUAGUGAGCAGUGUUUCGGAGGAGCCUCCAAACAAACGCUCACGGCAAGCCCAAGCGUACCAUCAAGACAAAUACGGCUUUCUCGCAGAGUCGGGCGAAGCACCACCUCCUGUCAACGACAAUGAGCUGAGACUGCCGCCCCGUGCAGCUCGAGCACAAAUGAAACAAAGACUACAAGCACUGAAGAACCUUCAAUCACCUGGAAGCACCUCGCCAAAGACUCCCAAGUCAGGGUUGGUGAAGAUCAAAACAGAACAAAUGCCAACUCCUCCCGCAAGUACGUCGCGGGAUACCCAUACACCUUCCAGCAGCAAGGGAUCGCGCAGCUCAAAGUCGAAAACUCGCGCGAGCCCUCGCGAAGAUCCGACGCCUGAAGGCCCAGUAUGGACCAUGAGGGCUCCCGAGACACGUUCUACUGCGCGAAGAAGUCGUAUGUCACCAUCAAGACAAGAGGGUCGUCUUCGAGAUAAGCCAGUAGAGGAGCUUAGCGUCAAGGACUUCAAGCCAAACCCUGAAUACAACCAAGGCUACAGCUACGCGUUUUCGGAGACUGUGCGUAAACGAGGCGAUCGCAUGUGUCUUCCAGGCUGCACUAAUCCACAAUGUUGUGGGUCCACUUUCCGGACCUUUGCAGAAGUUCAAGCACCUCUCAGCUCAUCGCAAGAAGAGGCCCUACUCGAGGACUAUCUAGGCGAUGCAUACAGCAACAUGCAGCUUACGCAGAUGUCAUCCGAAGAGCGACAAGAGCUCGUUUUGCAAGCCCGCACGAAGAAGAUGGCAAAGGAGUCAGGGAAGCAUCGUGAGGCUUACGAGCGACGAAGAACGCCGCCUGGGUUCUGGAGAGUUGACUUUCCGACGACGCAGGAACAGCAAGAAGAUAGGCAACGGGUGAGGGAACAGGAGAAAUCAAUAGUACAAGAGCGUUGGUUGGAGGCGCAUAGGAGGGGUGGAAAGUGGAUCUUCAGAGACGAGUAG